AUGACCAUCAAGAAAUCUGUUCGCCGGAGAUUCAUUCGGUCCAUCGCUUCUCCUCCUCCAGUCAUUGACGCAAGCCUUCCUCUAUCUCCCGAAGUCAUCGAGGCUCUCGACGUGCUCCAUCUGAUGACUCGAAAAUCCCCAGAGUCCCUGGAAAUUCUUGGGAAGAUUUGGGUGUUCUCUUUUGCGCUGCGUUGGCCAUUGCCCGUCCAUCAGGCUACUACGCAAUUCCUUGUCGUUUUUUUUCAGAUCCUGAACGGUUCACGUAUAGUUUCUACGUGGUCAACUGCCAUCGCAGAAUUUCCCAGAUGGUCGGUGUCCUCGAAUCCGAACUCCCAGUCUUUGAUGGGAAACCAAGGCCUGAUUUUGGCUGCGACCGUAAUGUUUAUCCAGCCGCUUCCAGUAAUUCAAGAGGUCGAUGUCAUACUAUCAUAUAUACGCCGCUCAUGGAAUCGAUGCUUGGAUGCAACGCCGUUCUCCAAGAACAACGACAUAGGGAUAAACCUUCUCUUAUCUUUUGAAUACCUCGCCAAGUUCUUUUUGCGUUCUAUAUCUGGUGAUUCGAAGUGGAUCGUCAAAGUCUUGGACUGUGGACUAUUGUGUCUGUUGGUAAAGACGCUAGCCUCAGGAUCUCUGCCCACAUUUUGCCAUACCCCCAACUCAGUUCACACCGUCCUCGAGGAAAUCAUCCAUCAACUACUCCUGAAUAUCAUCUUUAUUCUUGUCGUGCGAGGAUGCGUAUUCAAGGCCCAGAAGAUUAUCUGGGCUUUGGAAGACUCCGGAAGCUCUGGUCAGAUUCGGAGAGUCAAUCUGCUUCGAAAAGAGUAUAGAGACAGUCUCUCAAAUGAAAGUUGCCCCGGUAAUCCUUUGCCUGGUAUACGCUCGAAACUGUGCGGUGCCUGCCGAGCGACAGCAUACUGUUCAAAAUAUUGUCAGAAACAAGACUGGCAAGCGGGACACAAGAAAUCCUGCAAGAAACAGUUCAGUAAGGUCGCUGCCUUCCUAUAUCUAAACACGUUAUUCAUGUCGCACUAG
Lentinula edodes (shiitake mushroom) is the source of this 1032-nucleotide messenger RNA. RefSeq lists its product as uncharacterized. The record is from RefSeq and is a predicted model, not a curated record. The transcript is spliced from 7 exons. The coding region runs from base 1 to 1032 and encodes 343 amino acids. Lineage: Eukaryota; Fungi; Basidiomycota; Agaricomycetes; Agaricales; Omphalotaceae.